UUCCCAUUGAUUUGUGGACUGGCCAGGAUGCAGAACUCAGCUUCCGACGACGGAGCCUCUGCUAGCCACCAGCCGGAGGAGUCUCCAUCGGCUCCCUCCAAGAAAUCCAACGAUUCGGCAAAUGGCGCUGAGUUUCAAAUCAGUUUGAACGAAUUUCUAGAGUUUUUGAAACUAUCCUGUCAUGUGAAUGACAUGAUAGCAAAGUCCGAUAUGGGAAAACCACACACCAGGGAACCGGUGCCGCCGAUGGAGGGCAGUGCUGUCACAGCCAAGCGAAAUUCCAAACAGGACGAAUUCGAUUUUGCUCAAUUAGCGGACAAUCCGUUGGUAAACGAACUUCUCGGUCUACGUCGUCCAUCCCGGAGUUCCAGUAUUCGGCAACCAGACGAGAGUCGUUCCAGUUUGCUCCAGGAGGCAAAAUCCAGUGUACUGCGCUCGGGACACAGCCACCAAAGUCGAUCAUCCCGUCCAGAGUCCACCUACCGGGGAUUACAUCCCAAGCUGGGCGAGCAAUUGGAUGCUGCUAUUAAUGAGGGUGUCCUCGACUCUGUGUUGUCCUUCAUUUGCCCCGUUCCUUUACCCCCACAGCUCCAAAAUGGCAAAAAUAAGCACAAGCAGUUACUGCCACCAAAAGAGGUAAUCACCCAGACAUCGCCGACGCCGACUCUGAAUCCUGUUCCCCCGGCAGCUUCACUUCCCUCUGGAGCAUCUAAAUCUUUAAUAGAGAUAGGCCACUCGCAUGGUACUAUUCCUGCAGCUAGUCCAUCGGCUCCUUGUCUGCAACAGGCGCAUCAUGGAGGAGAUGCACUGCAUCCGGAACAGAUCACAAACAGCAUGGUGAGAGCAAUGAUUAAGGAACCGAUUUCGAAGCCAGUUGGAAUGAACGCCGGAAGACGCAAAUCGCUGUUGCUGGUUAAGGACAGCAAGCAUGCCAGACAGGAGCGAAAGGAACCCGAAGUAGUGAUCCACGUCUGCGAUGAGGUGAAAAACACCUCAAAGGACUUCUCUUGCCCGCAACACCUGCUGGUGACCAAAAUGGGCUAUUUUGCUGACGUGACUGCGGGUCAGCGAUUGGAAGAAAUGGACAUAUCUGUGCAUUGCGAUAUCCUGAUCUUUGACUGGCUUAUGAAGUGGAUCAAGCACAGUGCACAAAGCCAGGAUCAUCCAGCUGCCACUCAAAGCACCGGUCCCCAGUUGGACGGUAAUAAUGUGGUUCCCAUUUUAGUGUCGGCCAGCUUUUUACAGAUGGAGCCUCUACUGCUGGAGUGCCUGACCUUUUGUCAUGCCCAUCUUAGUGAAGUGGUCCGGACAUCAACGAAUCUCUCGUGUUUAAAUGAUGCCUUGGUCACCCGUCUGGCGGCCAUGUUCACAAAUUUGGAACUGGAGAUGGUGAGAGACAAAAAAGAACGUGUAACACCUCGCCUAUGGACCAAGUUAAUACAGUCGCUCUGCGAACCUGAUCCUGAGGCACUGAGAGGACAUUUCUAUAGCAUGUCCGGAUUAUUUCGAUGCUCCCGUUGCUUUAAUUGCUUGACCAACACGAUGAAAUCUUAUGUGAGCUGUGUGCCUAGUAAUAUCCGUCUAAACCGCUGGGGUCAACUGAUGAGCCACCAUGUGCGGGAUACCAACUGGGAUCUAAAUGUCUAUAUAGUUCAGCUGUUCAAGGAACUGAAGUCAUGGCGUAAGGUGUAUUGGAAAUUGUGGGGUCACUGCCAUUAUCUGUAUUGCUGCACUUGCGAGGCACACUUUCCGGUAUACCAGAUGCACUGGUGCCGCUUCCAUCCGGAAUCACCCAAUUUUCUAGGACCCGUUGGCAAUGCCGGACCAGCGGGCCGUUUUUCCUGCUGCGGUCAGCAGGCUUUUCGCUAUGAGACGCUUCCAGGACCAAACGGUUGCCAGUUCCGUGAGCACAGUGUCUUGGUUGAAACGGAUCGUGAGCGUGCCAUUUUGGCCAUUGCUCAAUUGGUUGCCGAAAACUAUGCUUUGUGUGAGCAACCACCGUUGAAGAUCCAGGAAUUAGCAACCGCCGGCGAGAUCUGUCCUAGCUGGCAAGGAAUCUCUCUGACUCCCCAAAGAUGCCGUCAAGGCCUUCUGCCCCAGCUUUGCAUGGAUAGUGUGCUGAAGAGAGUGACCAACCACCGGGUAAGUCGUCGAAUGCGAGGAUCUCGCUACCAAAUAGACACCAGCACCGAUUCCGAGACUACGUCCACCAGUGAAGAUGAUGCUCGAUGCCUACGUCCUCGCAUGCGCAAUGUUCACGAUGACGAUGAUGAGUACAGCACUAGCAGUGACGGAUGCGAAUCAGAGCAUCGUCCUCCGCCCAGGAAAACGCGUGGAAAAAAGUCACGAAAGCGUCCCACUGAUGUGUCGGGUCGCUUUUGGUCUGGUGAGCUGUCGGCUCGAAGCAAUCAAGAUCAUCAGCGAGACUUCGAAGAGAAGAUUAUGAAGCAAGUGGCCAAUUAUGUGACCAAAAAGACCGGAACGGAUCAGUGCCUAGUACAGAAUGCCCAACCGCUAGGUGGCUCCUAUGUGCGGCUUGAGUCCGAGUGGAAGGAGAUGCUAAAGCAGCGCCACAGCCAUCACAAUUUCCAGGGAGCAAACACCACUGGGGUCUCAUUACCCCAAAGCAGCAACACCUGCCUGGGAUCCGCAAUGGCAACUGGUGGAUCCUCCGUAUCCGUCAUAUCCAAGCAAAAGCAUAAGUAGAAGUUCUUUAUCGAGUAGAAGUCAAAAGUUCAAAAGCCAUGAACGUAGACCAAAUAUUUAGUCACAGAUUACUAGACAAAUGGUUAGCGCAAAUAUGAAAAUGUAGAAAAAAAAUUAUUCAUUGAAAAUGUAGACAAAUAUAGAAGUUAUUAAAAUGCAA
Messenger RNA from Drosophila eugracilis, 2866 nucleotides. RefSeq lists its product as uncharacterized. Bases 28 to 2706 code for a protein of 892 amino acids. NCBI's taxonomy places the organism in Eukaryota, Metazoa, Arthropoda, Insecta, Diptera, Drosophilidae. The record is from RefSeq and is a predicted model, not a curated record. The transcript has 5 exons.